AUGGCCGACGUCGAAAUGGCUGACGCUACUACUGCACCUGCUGCAUCGAAGCCCAAGACUCCGGUCAAAAGCUCAAAGUCCGGGACUGUUGAAGGAGGUGAUGGCAAGAAGAGAUUCGAAGUCAAGAAGUGGAACGCAGUAGCUCUCUGGGCUUGGGACAUCGUGGUUGAUAACUGUGCAAUUUGCAGAAAUCAUAUCAUGGAUCUCUGCAUCGAAUGUCAAGCAAACCAAGGUGCCGCCACUACAGAAGAGUGCACUGUCGCAUGGGGGAUUUGCAAUCAUGCCUUCCACUUCCACUGUAUCUCGCGCUGGUUGAAGACAAGACAAGUCUGCCCCCUCGACAACAGAGAUUGGGAGUUCCAAAAAUACGGUCGAUAA
Molecule: messenger RNA, 378 nt
Organism: Capronia epimyces CBS 606.96
Lineage: Eukaryota; Fungi; Ascomycota; Eurotiomycetes; Chaetothyriales; Herpotrichiellaceae
Product: E3 ubiquitin-protein ligase RBX1
Exons: 4
Coding region: 1-378 (125 amino acids)
Biological process (GO): ubiquitin-dependent protein catabolic process; protein ubiquitination
Cellular component (GO): nucleus; cullin-RING ubiquitin ligase complex
Molecular function (GO): ubiquitin protein ligase activity; cullin family protein binding; zinc ion binding
Source: RefSeq, a predicted model, not a curated record